GAUGACCUAAUUUAACAACAUUGAAGCAAACAUCAUUAUCAAGAUAGAGAUUUGAGUCAGAUUAUUCAGUUUUACAAAUGAAAUGUGAAAACAUUGAAAACAAAUUAAGUAAACAUGUGGCUUUUUUAGAUAAACAAAUUAACCUCGUUCUGUGGAUAUCAUAGAAGGCAGCACUUACAUUAGACGUACAACACAGAGCAAAUACUCUCCAAGUCUUCAACCUUGGGAUAAACUGAAAGAUUCUUACAGAAGAAAGUUGUUAUUCACUGCUUGAGAAGGAGUCAGCAAGGAUACUGUCUUUUCCUCAACAUUAUCUCAAGCACAUCUUGUCAAAAUGAUGACGCCUUUAAUCUUCGUGGUGUUUCUAUCCAUUUGUCUAGGUAGUACAGCGGGGUACCGGCGUGCGCUGUGUCCUAUCCUGUCCUGUCCAGACGCCCCGGAGCACUGCCGCCAGGUGUUUAACUAUGGAUGGAUCAGCAAUAAGUGGUGCCCCGUGUCAUGCCAGCCGGUCUGCGAGUGCCCCACCCCCGCCCCGUGGGACCUGAGACACUGCGGGAACCGGGACCCCUACUGCCGCGUGUAUAGGGAGACCGUUGACCUCCCAGACGGACGGCAGUGUCUCAUCAAGUGUUUGCUGGCCUGUUCCUCUGGUUAGUUCUAGGGAACUUUGCCAUCAGUUGUAAAUUCUUUUGAGACAAAGUUGUUUUUACUUGAUCAAAACAUUAAACUUGUAUAGUAAUAUGGUGAUGACAAAUGCAUACCAGUCGUCAUUUAUUGUACAAAAUUUUAUCAAUAUUGUGUGUUUAACAAUAAUUGUUUCACAAGUUUUUAUUAAAUCAAGGUUCAUUAGA
Messenger RNA from Magallana angulata, 851 nucleotides. RefSeq lists its product as uncharacterized. The coding region runs from base 335 to 655 and encodes 106 amino acids. Lineage: Eukaryota; Metazoa; Mollusca; Bivalvia; Ostreida; Ostreidae. The transcript has 2 exons. The record is from RefSeq and is a predicted model, not a curated record.